Messenger RNA from Helianthus annuus (common sunflower), 1485 nucleotides. RefSeq lists its product as uncharacterized. Lineage: Eukaryota; Viridiplantae; Streptophyta; Magnoliopsida; Asterales; Asteraceae. Bases 1 to 1485 code for a protein of 494 amino acids. The transcript has a single exon. The record is from RefSeq and is a predicted model, not a curated record.
AUGGCAACCCCACCCAGCUCAUGUACCAUCCAGACGGUACAGAAUGGCCUUGAUAAGGUCAUAGUAGAAGACAUAACUCAUGAAGAGGGCAACGAGAACCAGAUGGAAAACCCAGAAAGAACGGAACACAUCACUCCAGAUUUUGUGGCCAUGCAUAGAGAAAAGUUAACAAAAUGUCUCGAAGAUUUAGAGAGACAAGAAAAGCUUAACAGCCUUAGGGCUAGACUUUCCUUUGACACACCCUCCAACCAGGAAGGGACAGACCCUCAAAACAGAAGCAACAGUGGUGACCCACUGGAAACAUUCAUGACUGCCCUUAGACAAAUGUCCUCAGAAGAAAGGGAGGACCUCAUCACAGGAAAGAAGUCAAAAAGAGAGGGGAAAGAAAAGGAUAACAAAAAUGACGAUGGCUUGGAUCAACCCUAUCUACCACGGGACUUAGCUGAGGUCUCGAAGUUCACACGGAGGAUUACAGAAGCACCGAUGCCCCCUAAGACAAAGCUACCUCCAAACUUUGACCGCUAUGAUGGGACAAGAGACCCUGAAGAUCACCUCCAUGCCUUCAGGGGAGCGGGACAACUUGGGCGAUGGCCCAUGCCGGUGUGGUGCCACAUGUUUGUACAAACUUUGACGGAAGGGGCCCGGCUCUGGUUUGACAGCCUCCUUCCAGGAGGAAUCGACAGUUAUGAAGAGCUAAGCGAGAAGUUCCUCAGAAACUUUGGUCAGCAGAGAAAAGUGGUCAAGAAUCCAAACGAGAUUCUGCACAUAAGGCAGAAGGACAACGAGCGUAUAGACCAGUAUAUGGAAAGGUUUGUCAAGGAGAGCAUGAACAUCAAGGAUGUCCCGGAGGUCAUGAAAAUAAGCAGUUUCAUAAACGGGCUAAAGCAUGCACAGCUAUGUGAGAAACUAGGGGAGGAGUUCCCCCACUCGUUUGACAACCUCAUGGACAGGGUCAGAGCCUUUGUCAGGGGAAAAGACACGGUCAGCAAAGCCAAGGAGACGGACGUCACACCCCGAAGGAUCACCCCAGCUACAAAGCCUCCUGACAAAGGUACACCUUAUUCCAGAAAACCCACUCUUGGUAGAAUGUUGCAUUACAGAGCAAGGCCCUCAUAUUCCCCAUAUAGACCUCAGGGGAGAGGCCCCCCUCCUUACUCUGAUAAUUUCACCCCUCUCACCAAGACCCCAAGUGAGAUACUGGCCACCGAGAGGGUAAAGAACUCCUUCCCAAGGCCACCACCCAUAAAACCUGGGCCAAAGGCACAACCAAACGAGUAUUGUGACUUCCACAAAGGUUUUGGGCAUAAAAAUGAUGACUGCAUGUAUCUGAAGAGAGAGAUAGAAGCUGCAGUGAAAACGAUAAGACUGGCCCAUUUGGUCAAGGAAAUCAAGGAGGGAGGAGGGGAACGCAACGGAAGAGAUGCAAGGGAGACCUGGAAUUGGGGACUUACAAGCGCACGCAUCCACCCCCCCAUGGGGCCUUAG